CAACUAACUCGUAUCCAAAUUAGCGUGUAUUAUCAUCCGUUCUCAUAGACCAGUUUUGUAAACAUCGUGGGUGUGUCAUCUGUCAAUGACUGUUUGGACUUGAUAGCGACCUAACUACUCGACAUUCUGCAUUCAUAUAGCGAGGAUUUCUCCCUUUACAGUCAGUAGCAGCACAACACUUGUUACUUACGUCUUACCUCCUACAUUAUUAUAUUUUCUAUCGUGUCAUUUAAUUCCAAUCCUUUGGACUUCUUUUUAGAAUUUCGCAUCUAAUAUAACAAAAAUCUGUCAACAUGCCCAAGUGUCCAAACUGCAACAAGGAAGUCUAUUUUGCCGAGAAAGUUUCUUCAAUGGGAAAAGACUGGCACAGACCUUGCUUGAAAUGUGCGAAAUGUCAAAAAAUACUCACUAUUGGAAGCCAUUCUGAGCACGAAGGCAAGCCUUACUGCAAUCAUCCAUGCUACUCAUCUAAAUUUGGAGCAAAAGGAUUUGGUCGUGGUGGUACCGAGAGCUAUAAAUAUUGAGAGAAUAUAAAUAUUCUGUUAUGAAUUCACACCAAUAGUUUCUAUGAUACUAAGGAUUAUUAAAUAAUUUUUGGAUAUGGAUAUAA
Octopus bimaculoides (California two-spot octopus) is the source of this 610-nucleotide messenger RNA. RefSeq names its product cysteine-rich protein 1. NCBI's taxonomy places the organism in Eukaryota, Metazoa, Mollusca, Cephalopoda, Octopoda, Octopodidae. The record is from RefSeq and is a predicted model, not a curated record.